Molecule: messenger RNA, 1443 nt
Organism: Symbiodinium natans
Lineage: Eukaryota; Dinophyceae; Suessiales; Symbiodiniaceae
Source: the annotation of a GenBank genome assembly
AUGCUCAAGCUUGAAGCGGCUUUUUCAGAGUAUGAUGAUCAUAGUCAGCAGGCGCUCAGCGAGGACACGAAGAUUGCUUGUUUGCUUCGUUGCGUCACAGGCCAGUUGAAGCAGCAUCUGAGUGUCGCAGUCACAGACAAGACUAAGUAUGCAGAUUUGCGUAGUUUGGUGUUGCGCUGGGAUAAUGCACAGACUCGUUGGGGCAAUGCAGUUGCUGCUACGUCUUCCUUGGGUGAUGGUCGUGGUGGUCAAUCUCAGAGUCAGCCUAUGGAGGUCGAUUCCAUCGGUCAGCUUGCUCAGGCUAUCAAUCAGAUCGACCAGAACGAUCGAUGCUUGUGCUGCGGAAAGCCUGGACACUGGAAACGUGACUGCUUCAAGUUCAAGAGGGACAAAGGGCAGUCAGUGAACCAGGUGAGUUCUGCUGGUGAAGAGACGAGUGCCAUCGAUGCUACUUCGACUACUGCAUCGACUGUCGCCCCUAGCCACAGCGCAUCGAAUGUUCCUGCAGUUCCUAAGCGGAUUCAGAUGCUUUCUCGAAUCGAUGACCAGGGAACGUUCGACUUGACAGCUUUCGAUGAUGAUAAUGUGAUUGGCUUUGGUGGUUCGCUUCGUAUGGUGCAAUCAACGCGUGUAGAGCAGUUUGACAUGUCUUGUGGCGACAGUAUCGAUGGAUGUGUCAUCGAUGGAGGUCGUUGGAAGAUCGAUCUUGAGUAUAGCAUUUUCGAUCUGGAUGCUGCUCAGCUGUGUGCCCUUUGUGCGCACGCGAAUGAUGAUUCCCAGGUGAAAAUAUUUCACCACAUCGAUGCCUCCGCGGCAAAAGCGAUGUUGGAGCGAUCUGGAAGCAUCCGAGCGCCGAUCAGAGUGUCUAAGAGUUCUUUGCGGGCACUUGUUGCGAUGGCAAUGGUCAGUGCCGCUAGCGCGUUGAGCCCCAGCAACGCGAUGGGAAUGUGGCAUGCUGUGACUGAGAACCUCAGCGGGUUGCCUACCUUAUAUGCUGUGAUUCUUCCAGUCAUUCUCGGCGUCUUCGUUUGCGGGCUUGUUAGUACGUUGUUGAUCAUGAAGCCUCAGCCGAUAAUCAUCACCGGAAGCUUUGACAAGCAGCUGAACAAGUUCGCAGAUAGUGAUGGCUACGGGGGACACAUCGAUCUGAGAAGCAGGUCAUGCUCAACUGCGCUGAGUGAUUCUUCGACGUCAACAGAGCACAAGGAGGUGACGGUUACACAGAAGCGUGUACACAGCAAAGAUCCCGAGUUGAAAAAUCCGGUGUGGGUUGCUAAGGGCUUCGGCAAGAAAUAUCACUUGUAUGGAUGUGGCAAGCUGAACCAGUCGUUUGAAGUCACCGAGCACAGCGAGGAGAUUGUGAUUCAGCAGGGUAUGGAGCCGUGUAGCUUCCGCAAUCCUCACCUCAAGUAUCAUCCCAAGAAGUUCGUGAAGAGCAAGUAG